AAUUUGAACAGGGAAAACUAUAAUUUCAAACCAAAGCAGCAUAUUAAACAAUAAAACAAAAAUACUGUUUAUUGAAAAAGAACUUUAAAAACUAAUGUUAUCUUUUCCUGGCGUUACUUUACACCGCAAUCCUGCGCUUCGAACACUACAAAAGGAUCUGUUAUUGGUGUUACGUCAGUAAAACUGAAAGGAAAUAAAUCAAAAUAAGAAUUAUCAAUGGCUGUAAACUUAAGGAAGAGAUAAAUAUAACAAUAAAGAUCCAAAUGUUGUAUCUGAAGAGGACUUGUCACUGAUAUGUUAUCUAUCAGUUUUACUCAUGUAAACUUCAAGUUAGUUAUUUACCAUGUCAUCGCAAGUAUGUACUCAUCCUGAUGGUAAAUCUUUAAAUGGAGCUGGUGUCAAUGACUUGGAGGUUGAGGAAAAGAAUGAGAAGCCACUGAAGUAUCCUAAACAAGUAUUUUUCAUUAUCAGCAAUGAAUUUUGUGAGCGAUUCUGCUUUUACGGAAACAGAACAAUUUUGGCGAUUUACCUCCAGUCCAAACUCAACUACUCUGAGGAUGACGCCACCGUCGUCUAUCACACUUUUGUUAUGCUCUGCUACUUCUUUCCAUUCCUCGGAGCUAUCAUUGCCGAUUGCUUCUGGGGGAAAUUCAGGACCAUCCUAUAUCUGUCAAUAAUCUACGCAAUUGGGAACAUUGUUCUGGCAACUGCAUCCAGCAUGGAGUUAUCGAUUGAUCCAACGACGUUUUCCUUACUCGGUCUUUUCCUCAUUGCAGUCGGCACCGGUGGGAUCAAGCCUUGCGUCUCGUCGUUCGGAGGGGAUCAGUUUGUCGUUCCUCAACAAGAACGACAGCUCGCUUCGUUCUUCAGUGUGUUCUACUUCUCUAUCAACGCUGGAAGCACAAUCUCCACAUACCUGACCCCUGAGUUGAGAGUGAUGCCGUGUUUAGGGAGUGACUCAUGCUAUCCGCUAGCUUUUGGAGUUCCAGCUGCCUUGAUGGUUACAGCACUAGUGUUUUUUGUUUGCGGAAAACCACUUUACACCAUGAAAAAUCCUGAAGGAAAUAUAAUGGUGGAUGCCUCAAAAUGUGUGGGAAGAGGUAUUUGGCAAAAAAUAUCAAGCAAAGAGAAGAAAGAACAUUGGCUGGACCAUGCUGCAGACAAGUAUAACCCUCAGCUAGUAGAAGACACUAAAAUACUCAUAGAGCUCAUCUACCUCUUCUCACCCACAAUCUUGUUCUGGGCAUUGUACGACCAGCAGGGCUCCAGGUGGACUUUCCAAGCCGUCCACAUGAACGGCAAGAUUUGGAACUAUACGAUCAAACCGGAUCAGAUGCAAGCUGUCAACCCCGUCCUGAUCAUGAUCUUCAUUCCUUUGUUUGACUUCAUAUUAUAUCCGGUUUUGGGAAAGUUGGGACUGGUGAGAACCUCAUUGAGGAGAUUGUUUUGGGGAGGAAUAAUCGCCGCAGUUGCAUUUGCUAUGUCAGCUUACGUCGAGUAUAAAGUUCAGGAUUCUUACGCAGUUCUACCUCAAGCGGGCGAGGCUCAGCUGCGUAUUUACAACAGUUACAAUUGUCCGUUGCACAUAGAUGCCACUGGCAGCGGCAAGAAAUUCUCCUGGACAGUAGGCAGCAUGGGCCUCCUAGAGGAAAAGUCCAUCCCUGUCACUGGAAAGGAAAAUCUAAUGUACUCGGCUGCGUUUGUCGGCCCCGACUGUCCCACAGUACUGCCUGUGACGGUCGGAAUACUGGAUAUAUUUGAAGCCGAGGCGGUAUCGUUUGUUGUUACUGAAUCCCAAAAUAGUCUGCAAAUAGUCAGACUGGAUGAGACAUUUGAUGAUCUUGAAAAAUCAGACAAUACAGAAUCCAAAAUCAGGGUUGUUUACAAUGUCCUCAGUGAUGAAACGUUUUCACUGUUCAACAAACAAAAAAGUUCUAAAGUAGAUGGAACCUUGUAUACAAAGACUCAUUCGACAGAAACAUAUUUAGUGGAACCUACUGGAGGCUAUUCUUUACAAGUUAAUGGUAAAGAAGUAGCAACGAAUCUACCUUUGGAUGUUGGUGGUGUUUAUACGAUACUCAUAGGACAAAAUGGUGACAAGGCAGCCUUGUUCACCCUGACUCCACCCAACAGUGUCCACAUUCUUUGGCAACUUCCGCAGAUUAUCGUCAUUUCUGCUGCGGAAAUCAUGUUCUCUAUAACGGGACUUGAAUUUUCUUACUCUAAGGCUCCUCAAAGUAUGAAGUCUGUUAUCUCCUCUUUGUGGCUUUUGACUGACUCGUUUGGAAAUCUAUUGAUUAUUGUCGUCUCAGAACUAACAAAGAGUGUACCACAGGUGUAUAUGUUAGCAGCAUUUGCGGUGAUGAUGGUCGUUGUUAUGAUGGUGUUUGUUUUUCUAGCAAGAAGAUAUAUAUGUAUUAUGAGAAAGAUAGAGAAUAAAUGAGAUAACAG
Messenger RNA from Macrosteles quadrilineatus (aster leafhopper), 2451 nucleotides. Its product is annotated as peptide transporter family 1-like. The coding region runs from base 344 to 2443 and encodes 699 amino acids. Gene Ontology annotation, cellular component: membrane. The record is from RefSeq and is a predicted model, not a curated record. Gene Ontology annotation, biological process: transmembrane transport; oligopeptide transport. Gene Ontology annotation, molecular function: dipeptide transmembrane transporter activity. The transcript is spliced from 16 exons. Lineage: Eukaryota; Metazoa; Arthropoda; Insecta; Hemiptera; Cicadellidae.